Messenger RNA from Erythranthe guttata (spotted monkey flower), 1976 nucleotides. RefSeq names its product RING/FYVE/PHD-type zinc finger family protein. Gene Ontology annotation, molecular function: metal ion binding; phosphatidylinositol binding. Lineage: Eukaryota; Viridiplantae; Streptophyta; Magnoliopsida; Lamiales; Phrymaceae. The record is from RefSeq and is a predicted model, not a curated record.
UAGAGAGGUUUUGCCAAUAAAAAAUUUAGAGGAAGCGUAUAGAACUUCACUACGUUUGCCUUCAAUAAUUUAUUUAGAUUUCUUCCCCCUCCGUUUCCAUGUUACCCACAUUCUGUAAACCCUAAUUUCUCAGGAUGAACUAAUCAUGGUGGAGGAAUUGAAGACCUCAUCCAUGGCCGCCAAAUUGCAGUACCCCCAAAUUCAACUCGACGAUUGCGAGCCCGAAAAUUGCUCAUCAAGGGUUAUCGAAGAUGUUCAUAUGAAUGUGGGAGGAGCCUGUAACUUGGGAUCAUCAGAUAAUGAUGUACGUGAAUCCAUGGAGUAUCCGAUCAAGAAAGAGGAUGAAAUGGAGCUAAGUGGGGCUAGCGAUGAGCAAAAAAAUGAGCUAGCUUCUGCCAGUCAAAAGGUGGAUAAUUGUUUUUAUUACGACACACCACUUUCCGAAGAAACGGGUGUUUGGAUUCCCGUCUCGGUUCCACCGUUGCCGCACGAGGAAAUGGAAUGGAACAGGGGCCUCUAUUUGAACGGGGCCCACUUGCCCGACGGCGAUUUGGGUUGGAACGAGUUUAUCGGGGAAGAUAAAGAGAUGACCAUGUGGGAUGUGGUUCUUGAUAUGAUGUUAGCAGCUAGAGGAAAAAUCAGCGCUCUUACUUCUUACGACGCACACGCAUACGGCAUAUCGUGGAUGUCGAGCCUUCUUCUUGAGCAAGCUUGGAAAGAGAUGGCCCAAACUCUCACGGAUGCUAACUUCGGCAAAAUGAAGGACAUUUUGGAAUCGGAGCCUCCAAAAUGGUUGCCCGAUAGUGCUUCUUCUGCUUGUAUGCUUUGCAACGUGCGUUUUCAUCCCAUCAUGUGUUCAAGGCAUCACUGCAGAUUCUGUGGGGGGAUUUUCUGCAAUAGUUGCUCUAAGGGACGGAGUUUGUUGCCUUCGAAGUUCCGAACGGGGGACCCACAGAGAGUAUGUGAUGUGUGCUGCGUUCGGCUUGAAGACGUACAGGCGUGCUUGAUGAACCAAGUUAGCCGUGCGGCACAGCCGCCAACUCAUGAUCUGACGGAUUUGAGUACGUUGAGAUCUUGGCUUAACUUCCCGUGGGUCCAUUCUAUGGAGUACGAGAUAUACAAGGCCACAAACACCAUUCAAGGUUACACUAAGGUUGGACAAUUGACACCCGAAAAGUCAAUACCGGGUGCAAUAUUAAAGCAAGCUAAGGGACUUGCUAUCUUAACUGUUGCAAAAGUCGGAGUGAUGGUUACGUACAAUAUUGGCACCGGGAUAGUGGUUGCUCGAAGAGAAGAUGGAUCUUGGUCGCCACCAUCUGCCAUUGCAUCCUUCGGCAUUGGCUGGGGAGUGCAGGCUGGCGGGGAACUGACUGAUUUUAUUAUUGUGCUGAGAACAAAUUCGGCUGUCAAGACGUUUAGUGGGAACGCCCAUUUGUCGGUUGGAGCAGGUUUAAGUGCCGCUGUUGGUAUUGUUGGAAGGGCUGCUGAAGCUGAUUUACGAGCUGGCGAUGGUGGUUAUGCUGCUUGCUAUACAUACAGCUGCAGUAAAGGUGCAUUUGUGGGUUGCUCUCUCGAAGGGAAUAUAGUGAAGACCCGAAAACAAGAAAACUCGAGGUUUUACGGUAACCAAUCCAUAUCUGCAGCAGAUAUUCUUCUUGGUUCGAUGCCUCGCCCUCCUGCAGCAUCUGCGUUGUACAAGACGCUUUCAGAGUUGUACCAGAAACACUGAAGUUGUUCGGUCGACAUUGUCAAAAACAAAUCUCCGUUACGCCGUAAAUGUAUAUGUCUUUCCAUGUAUAUAUAUUAUGCUUCAAUUCUUUAUCCCUAUUUGAUCAGUUGGCAAAUGCUUGUAUAGUCAAAAACAAAAAAAAAAACAAAAAAAAAAAAAAGAAAGCCAUUGAAGAACAAAAAUUAUUUAGUCCCAUUUGAAACUCAGUAUUUAUAACACGCAAUAGUAUCAUUGAAUUUGAUCUUCA